Messenger RNA from Felis catus (domestic cat), 3963 nucleotides. RefSeq lists its product as uncharacterized. The record is from RefSeq and is a predicted model, not a curated record. The transcript is spliced from 5 exons. Bases 1 to 879 code for a protein of 292 amino acids. NCBI's taxonomy places the organism in Eukaryota, Metazoa, Chordata, Mammalia, Carnivora, Felidae.
AUGGCCCAGAAUGAUGUCAAAGAGGCCUGGGCGAGGGCUCCCCGGUGGUCAAAAACCUGCCUAGGGGCCGCAGGGAGAGCCUCAGCCAGAGGCCCUGACACCAGGGCCGGGGUGCCGGAGGGGCCCCUCAAAGCCUGCCGGGCUCCGGAGGCUCCUCGUGGUGCCGGAGGCUGGGCGCUUGGCAGCAGUGCCCGCCCAGCCCGGCCCGGGGCCGCCGGCCUCCCAGGUGAGUCAGGUGGUCUCCAUCUUCUGGAUGAGCUUCACCUGCUGACCCCGCGGCCGUUCUGCAGGAGGCCCCGGAGAUGGGCGCCUGCGCGGUCGGAACCGGGCGCGCAGAUAAAGGGCCGGGUUCAGGGUCCGCUCCAGGUCCCUGGUGGUUUGCGUGGCGUCCAGGGCUUCCCCCCGCUCUUCUUGGGACGGCUUGUGCCUCUGCUCGUCCCGGAAGAGGCCGGCCGCCGCCGUGGCUCUGCCUGUUCAGGAGAGGCCUUCUGGCUUCACCUCCACCGGCUCUCGAGAAGCGGGCCGCGCUCCGGAGCCACCUCCUGGCGGCGGAAAGAGGAGCGGGAGAGAGGUAUAAUUACUGGAAAAGAGAAAUGUUUCUUCCUUAAUGUAUUUCUGCAACCAGAAGAAAGUGGUGUCCCACAAAUCUUUGGAACAUCUAAGAGAAUCACAAUCACAGGUUCACAAGCAUAUGUAAAAUAUUUCUGUCUGGACAUGAGCCAAGUGCAGAGCACCCUGCCUUGCAUUGCAAACAGUUCCAAAGAGCCUGGGGAAUCCAGAAACCCUGGCCACACGUUUAUGGGCCUGGCUUCUCCCAUCUUUGCACAGCUUCAUGAUUCUUUAAAGAAUGAACACUCCUUACUGACUUUUGGAUUCUGAACCAGGGACCUUCUCGGACUCCCUCCCAGAGGGACAGCUGACUUCUCUCCAAUCUAAGGAGAGUUGAGAGAUGUCAGGCCUUGAUCAAGCUGAUAGUCCCUUGAUAUCUCAACACCUCCCCCACCUCUGCUGUGACGGGUAAGAGCCGAGCUUGCCGGUACUGGUACAGUAUGAAGAGAGGAAGGAGUCUUUGUGACAGAGAAGGAAAGGGGGACAGGUGGUCAGAUGGAAUGAGAAGGCCCCCAGCCAGCUCUUUGAGAGAAGGUUGAAGGCCAGGUAGGCAAUGCCGGCACAACUUUAUGCCACCAUCUUGAUACAGAAGUCCCCUGUCCUCUGCUUUGAAGAGAGAGCCAGAGAGUGGAGCAAAUAUAAGCAGUACCUAUUGUUUUAAAAAAUUUUCCUCUUGAAGUGCUUUUGUUAAAAUGGUGUCCUUUAUUGGAAGAAGCAAUGUCAUUUCCCUCUAACCUCCUCUCAUUUGCUGUUUUGAAUUUGAAUUUUUGCUCUCAUUUUCAGUUUCGAGCAGCACUCUCUCGUGGCAAUUCUGAAUCUUAUGCUGACAGUGUGCUCAGUGUGCUGCUAGGCAUCUCAUGUCGAGUCAGAAAGUUAAGGAUGGGAUCCUCUUAAUUAAGAGGACUAAUUACUUAAUUAUUGUUAGUCCUGUCUUCCCCAGUCCACUGAGCCAGGGACCAUUUCCCAUUUUCCCCCUUGCCUCAGUUGCCCACACAGCACCUUGCACAGAAGGCAGGUCAACAAAUAGGGAAUAAACGCUCUUUGCUAGCCACUGUCCUUACAGGUGGUCUUUUUUUUUUUCUUUUUCCCCUUCCCUAGAGGUUUAUCCCAGAUUGUUCUCUAUCUCUGGAGCUGCUGUGUCCCUCGAUGACUCUGCUGGAAACUGACUCCUUUAAAAUCUGCCUCUUUCUCCAGGGGGUGGUGGGGAAGAAGAGGAGGUGAAGAGACAGAGGGAAAAAUGUACAAAGAAAACAGGAAGAUGUGCAUUCCUUCAUACACAAGUCUCUCCUUAAUAUCAGUCUAAGCUAGUUGUCUUUAAAAAAAAAAAAUCAUCCCUGCUUAUAACCAUUCAUGAGCCACUGCCAUAAUCUAUGGCGUAACUAGGGCACUGAUAAGGUUUGAGGAACAAGACUGAAAACCAUCUCGACAGAAAGUCAACUGCAUCAUUUUUAAGUGGGCACAGCCCCCAGCAUCUGCAGAUAUUUAACAAUUAAUAGUGGGCUGAUGAAGCGCCUCACCGCUCUGCCCGAAUAUGACCUGGAUGCUUAUAAGCAGAGAUGGAAACCUUUCGGGGGACUUAUAAAUUCUGGUCUUUGACCUACAGGUCUGUAAUGUAUCAGCCAAACUUUUACAUGGUGAUGCAUUUGUUUGUAUAAUACAGAGUGAGGUCAGGUGGGACCAUCCCUUCCAGCUACUUAAAAUGUCAAAGGCCAAAUUCUGCGCUAUGAUGAGCAGUUAUCAGAACUCCUGAGUCAGCCUGUCAAUAGAUUCCAGCCUCCUUCUAUUUUUUUUUUUUUUUAAAGCAACAUACAGUUGCUUUAUUGGCCGUACACUAUUAUUACAUUCCAACCUCUUUGCUUUUAUAUCUUUGAGUUUGGUCAGUGAUUGUGAUAACUUUUUGUUCUAAGAAAAGCCAUUUAAUUUUUUUUUUUUUCCGAGGUUUCUACAGACAGGUAGUGAUUAGAAUAUAUUGUCAAAUCUCUUAGGUUUUUCCCCCCCCUUCUUCUUCUUUUUUGUCACAUAGCUCACCUGCCAGCUUGUUCUUGUUAAUUCAGCUCUUCUAGCUUGUGCCUGUUUCUGCACUUGGUUGUGGGAAGACGAGGUGACUGAGUGAGUAGGAGGUAGCAGCGGUAGCUGAAGCAAGAUGAAAAUGAACGAUAUUUUCAGAUCCUAAGCAGGGCGGCAGAGGCUAAUAAUUACAUUAAAAAGGCCCUCUGUAGGUAGGUGCAAAUAGGCUAGUCUAAACAAGUGCCGCUGUUUUAAUAUGGGCUGUUGGAGAGAUGUCAUUACCUGACGGGACUGCCACCUUUCACCUCCAGCCAUUGUGAUCCGUUAGGUCUCACUAACGGGAGAGCGAGGAACUUGUUUGCAGGGGAUUUGUUGUCUCACGCUCAGAGGCGGCCGAGAGACUUGCCAAAUGACAGGAAGACGCUUACAUUCACAAGGUGUGAUCGCCUAAGUGUUUGUCUGUGUCUAAUUAGUUUGCCUUUGCUGGUGGGUAGCUCCACAGCCAGGAGGCAGAUGGACUCUGCAGGCUGUAAGCAAAGAGGGUUGAUUGGUGUUGUUAUCAUUUGUUUAUUUAACCCUCCCUCGAACCACGAAAUGUUCUCUAAAGGAGAGCCUCUUCUGCCUUGAAAAAAGGCAUAUAAAGAAAUCCCCCAAAACAAGGAAAGGAAAGAAAAGGGAAAAAGGGAGAAAACAGCCCCCGCCGCGGCGGUGACACAGACUCCUUUUUCCUGUACUGGUAGCGUGUAAGUCAGCUGGUCACAGAUGCUCUUUGUUCAAGAGAAUAUGCACAACGUUUGGCUCAGAGAUGGUGGAGAUGCUCCAGUUCUUUGGACGGAGGAGAAGAUUAAUCUCAGACCAGGGCUGCUUUUUCUGUCUUCCGUUUUAUAAACAAUAGCGGGAAGGAAAGCGGUGGCGGGGCCCCUGCCGCAGCUGUGUGUGCCCUGUGGAAUGAUGCCUUGAGAAGUUAAAGAGUGGGGGAGGGUUGGCUUGCUCUUGCUGGUUGCCUUUCUGAUGUGAGUGGUGCCUCUGCCAUAGCAACUAUCCCUGACAGAUGUGCCCUGGCCCUUUUGGGUCUGGGGGUGCCUUUUUUGGCCAGGUCCCAAAGGAAGCCACGCCCCCUUCUUCACCCUUCCUGCAUCUAUACUCAAAGCUGCCUCAAAGACAAGCUAGAGCUGAGGGACCAUUACUUUGGGGUAGGUUUUUCCAGGGAAUCUGGUUUUUCGAUACUGCAUGAGUGCGUACCCUCAGAUCUUUGUUUAGCUGAGGAAAAAGGUACAAGAAUUGUUACUUUUUUUUUUAAAUGUUUAUUCAUUAUUGAGAGACAGACAUAGAGGGAGCAGGGGAGGG